GUACCGACCUGGGUACCGGACGCCGAAUACCGGACGCUGGAUACUGGAGGUUUUCCUUUGCCGUCCGUCCAGCGGCUAUACCUGGAAGUUGCUCCAUGAAGUUUGUCCGUCCAAAGGAAGCGUUUCAGGCGUCGCAUUGAAGAAGUCUCCUGGGUUCCCUGGGAUCUGCUGCCUGGCUGCUUCUCUAGGAGCUGUGUGCUUCAGUCCGAGGACCAGCCGGUGAGCUACCCGCAGUAACGACGGGGUCUGUCCGGAGCCGGGGAGGUCACGGGGGGCGCGGAGCUGGAUGUAUGAGACAGCUUCAUGGGCGUGAAGGACCAUCAGGAGGAUAGUACGGGCCACAUCCUUAGCCUGGAGCUGGAUCUGGAUUACCUCCAUGUGGAAAGCGUUGAGCGGCAGGCAGGGCUGGGCGCUGUGACGGGUGCCGGGGAUGCAGGGGUCCAAGCCGGCGCCACGGGUAACAGCGUCGGGGGUAGCAGCACGGGUUUCAGCCCCAACUACAGCUGCAGCAGCAGCAGCAGCUGCGGCAACUUCUCCGACAGCGACGACGAGCGGCCCCACCAUGGGUCCACCUCCGAAGCUCCAAACCCACAGCGCCAAGAGGCCUCCCCAGUCCUUCAGACGGUCAGGCUGGACCUGGCGCCGAACCAAUCUCCCGGAGAGCAGCCGCUGCCUCUCGCCGACCCCGUCGCGCACUACCGCGCCAAGGUGGAGUUUGCCCUCAAGCUGGGCUACCCCGAGGAGCUGGUGCUGCUGGUGCUGAGGAAACUGGGCCCGGACGCACUCAUCAACGACGUCCUGGGCGAGCUGGUCAAACUGGGGACCAAGACGGAGGCGGAGCAAGGGGGACCCUCCGCCGUCUCUCGGUCCCCCUCCUCGUCCUCUUUGUCCUCCUCUCUGUCGUCCUCUUCGGCCUGCUUCUCCUCCUCCUCCAGCUCCUCUCUCGAUUCCUGCCGGCCGCCGGAGGAGAAAGACAACCUGCGGCCCGUGGUGGUGGACGGGAGCAAUGUGGCCAUGAGUCAUGGAAACAAGGAAGUGUUCUCGUGCCAAGGCAUCCAGCUGGCUGUUGAUUGGUUCUUGGAACGAGGUCACCGUGACAUCACAGUUUUCGUUCCCGCCUGGAGGAAAGAGCAGUCCCGCCCUGAUGCCCUCAUCACAGACCAGGAGAUCCUGCGGCGACUGGAGAAGGAGAAGAUCCUGGUCUUCACUCCGUCGCGCCGCGUUCAGGGACGCCGCGUGGUUUGCUACGACGACCGCUUCAUCGUCAAACUGGCCUACGAGUCGGAAGGCAUCAUCGUCUCCAACGACAACUACCGGGACCUCGGCAACGAGAAGCCGGAGUGGAAGAAGUUCAUCGACGAGCGCCUGCUGAUGUAUUCCUUCGUGAACGACAAAUUCAUGCCACCAGAUGACCCCCUGGGACGGCAUGGACCCAGUCUGGACAACUUCCUGAGGAAGCGGCCAAUUAUUGCUGAAAACAGGAAACAGCCUUGUCCUUAUGGGAAGAAGUGCACGUAUGGCCACAAGUGCAAGUUUUACCACCCCGAAAGGGGCAGCCAGCCCCUGCGCGCCGUGGCGGAUGAGCUGCGUGCCAGCGCCAAAAUGUCAUCUGCAUCCUCCAGAGGUCGGCUGGAAGACGUCUUGAUGUCAAAGAGACAAGAAGAAGGAACGGCCGAGGCAGCGCGAAGUCGGGGCGCCCCAAAGAAGCAUCUGACCCCCAGCCGCCACGGCUCCUUCACCGACCUCCUUGAGGACAGGCUUCGGAUGCAGUCCGAAGCGGAGGGACGCAGGGGGAGCAACAGCAGCGGCAGUAGCUGUAGCAGCAGCUUUCUGGGGUAUCCGACUUCAGGCGGACCCCCUUCAUCCGGAGGCUUUGACCGAUGGGAGAACGUGGGGGGAAACGGUGUCGGAGCCUCCGGGCCGAGCCAGGCGGAAACCUACCACAGAUGCGAGUCUCCAGAGCCGGGCUACGGCUCGCUGGCGAAGGCCUACUCCAGCCUCGGCCUAGUUGUGCCACAGAGUCCGGAGUGCUCCCUCCCGGCGGACCUGCGAGCUGGAUCUCGGCUGUCGGGCUCUAGCAGCGAAGGCAGCACAGACUCUUUUUCCCCGGACUCGUUGUUGGACGACGGCCCCAAGUGCCAUCAUUACCACCACCACCAUCACUGCUCUGGGCAGUACGCCCACCCUGUGAGCCGCGUUCCUCCCGGACUGGGCCACCGCGCUCAUCGGGGUUACCCGGUACGUCUGCGGGGGGAACCUGGUUUUGGCUUCGAAGACCCUCCAGCUUCUGUUCCUUCUAAUGUACCUACACCUCCCCUCAAGUCCCCCUCGGCUUACAUCCCACCGCACCUUCAGCACCCAUUGCUGAGUGGCUUCCGGGGGGAUUUCUCCCCUCGACCGCCUCAAGCAUCCGUUGCUCACUCCCACUCUCAAAGCUCCCUGCACGGCCACAAUUCUAUGAGCUCCCUUUGGCAGGAAGGCGGGCUACAGGGCUUCCAAGUGUACAAAGGGUCUCCACUUCAUUCCCAAAUAAACCACUCAGGACUAAACCAACGACCACAACAUCCGGCAAGCUGGGACCCCAAUUACCAACAGUCCCCAAAGCCUCACUACGAUCCGUACGCCUUCCAGAGCCUCCCGGAGGUCCUCGAGAAGGCCUGGCACUCUCCUUGGGGCCGGCAAACCCAUUCACCCCCUCGUGGCCUCUCGGCAUUGAGUCAUCCACUGCUUCCCCAGCUGUCCCUUCUCCCCAUCACGACCCACAAAGGCCAUCUGACCCCGGCGGCCCAGCACCACGAGCCCCCCGCCUUGGGUCGAUACCAGGACCUUAGAGAGAGGGUGUUUGUUAACUUGUGCCGUAUCUUCCCUCCUGAUUUGGUGAGGAUGGUGAUGAUCAGGAACCCCCAUGUGGUGGAUGCACAGGAGCUGGCGGCUGGGAUCCUGAUUGAGAAAUCACAGCUCGGUUCUUGAAGGCCAGAAUUGUGAAGCUGCAGCUUCAUCGUAACAGCGCCGCAGGUUUAAUACUUGCAGUCGCCGUGAUCCAUGAAGUCAGGUUGGACAAACCAAAAGCACGAUAUAUACAGCUGUUAUGCGCUGCUUAAUUUUAUUGCAGGGAAGUUGCCUCAUUGAUUUCAAUGGAAUCUUUGUAAAGGGAAAUCCACAAAUUGCCAUAAUUUCUCUAUGAAUUUGCCUGCUAUUACAGCACUUAAGAUCAGGAGAGGUGGGAGAUUAAUGUGCAUGUUUGAACGAGCUUUGAAUCAAGACGCCAGUUCUGCUUCAGAAGGCUUUUAGUGUGUUUCAAAGGUGACAGUGUUGUUCAUUUUAAAUUAAUUUAUUUGUUAUAUUUUAAGUUAUUUACAUAUUUUUUAAAUUAUUCUGUUUUUGGCACUUUUUUUGUUCUUGCUGCAUUUCAUUCUCGGCUUUCUGUUUUUUUUUGGCAAUCAUAUCAGGGUAUACGUGUAGCUCAAAUCCCUUCUUUCCAUCUGAGUAAAAUGUUUACUGGAAAAGGAAGAUAGAUUCAAACGUUAAAGUCCUCAAAUCUAUAGGCUUGAAUUAGUCAACAAACGGGUCGAUGGUCUCCUUCUACAGGGGGAUGAUCAGUCGCCCCGCUGAGAAUUUGUGGAGUUCCCCGACGUAGGAAAUGAAACUCAGCGGAACCAGAGGAAGAUCCAAAAACUCCACUUGAAAACCCAGAGAAUCUCUCUCCGUGUUUAAAGGGGUUUAGAAUUCUAAAUCGUGGGCGUGUUCGGCUGUAGACUGCGUGUUAAUUUACUACAUCUGUGAAUAUGUGUUUGUCCGGAUGUCUCCUGUUAGCAGGUCGAACAGGGUACAGCUCGUGUUGCCUUUACAGAUUCUGCAGUUUGUAAAGACAGAAACACACAAACUCAUCGGUUCAGUGGAGAAAGAGAUUUUAAGAAAAAUAACUGAAUAAAAGUUCCUCAGACAUCAACACAAGGACUUAAAUAUUAUCAACAUGAUUUUCAUUGUCACUGAAUCCAUCCAGUAUCUUUUAAAUCGGUUCAUGAAAUGUCAAAAUAGGGUGAAAAGUUGAAUCACAACAGAUUAUUGUAAUGAAUUGUGUAUCAGCAUUUGUCUGUCACCUCUUUCUUAUUCUUACUUUCAUCUCCACCUGCCUGGUUGCUCACACCUGUUGAUGCAAAUUGUAUCCUAUGAACUUUUUAAGCAAGAUCAAUGUUUGUUUUUUUUAUAUUUAAGAGAAAAUAUUUCCAGCUGAAUAUUUUGAGUACAUUGUCACCUUUUGGUACUUAUAUUUAUAUAUUUUUAGACUUCGGGAAAGAGACAUUUUGGAAACAGUAAUUUUAUAUUGUCAGUGAACUGAAAGCUUCUGUGUAGCCCAAAAAAAAAAAACCCUCACCGAGGGAAAGAGCAGACAUGAUGCUGCUGGAGGUGUUAAAAUGAAAAAGGUGACGUAGUCUCGUUUUGUAAAGAGACACUGUUGGGAGGCUCUACAGCUGCUGGAGUCAAACCCGACGUUUAGAGGAGCGUGAAGCUCAAAGCGGUGGAGAAGCUCCGAGGAACAAGUCCUGGGUGCCUCCUGUGCCUCUCUGCACCGUGUGCCACCGUCCGUCUGCUGCUUCAACUCUACGCUUGUUGCGUUAACGUUUCUGUGGAUGAUUAUUUGCCGCAUGUGGGCUAUUUUUCUGUUGUGGUGAACCUUUUGUUUUUGUAUGAUGACCCGCAGGAGCAGACUGGAGUCAGCUUUGCUCUGGAAGAGGACGCCCGCUUUGCCAACUGCGCUAACGGUGUCUCUGGUUUUUCCCCCCGUUACUCAACAGUGUUCAGCCUCUCGCUGACACAUCUGAUCGUCCGUCACGCCGUUUGGCCCCUUGUCAUGUGCCCCCCACUCCUCCUUCAGGCACCUUUGCUGGUUUCCUUGGGGGGUUUUAGUCGGCACGAAUACCUUUUAGUAAUUUCCUUGCUCUUUUAACAAAGAUGGCCUAGAUCCAUCAGACAGAAGUGAGGCUCUCGUCUGUGCGGGUUUGUUUUCCUACCUUUAUUUCACGUUAAUCAAAAUUAUUAAAGUGCCACCUCUUCAGGGAACAAAGGCGAGAGGCGUUUUAUUGCCUCCCAACGUCUCCCUUCGCUCAGGUCAGCGGUGGUUAUACGAAACCAAAAUAUGAAAGUGUCGGAUCAUUUGCUGCUGUUUCACGUUUUUUCCGCUGAAAGAUGGAGAGUUUCGUUCCAAAAGUUGGCCGAGUACGAGGUCCCCCGAUUGCGCCUUGUCAGCAGGCGGAGUGCGAAGGCGUCGCUUUAAGCCGGCCUAGAAUGUGUCCGCUCUAAAUACACGAUUCACUCCGGCAAGAGCACGAAAUUGGCUGAAUGCUUUUCCACCAAUGAACUCGACCUCGUGAUUAACUGUGUCUUUGUUAAUGUUUGUUGAAAAAAAAGAAAAAAAGAAUAAAAACAGACCUCACAGAAAGAACUCUUUAGGAAACGAAACCCAAAACUAAAGCACGGACCAAGAAAACCUGCUGAAGCUCAGAAACUGUCCAAACGAGGCGUUUUGACUGUGUGAUGUGUGAACGUGAGCAAUAAAAGCCAGAGUCAAGCUUC
Molecule: messenger RNA, 5574 nt
Organism: Gasterosteus aculeatus aculeatus (three-spined stickleback)
Lineage: Eukaryota; Metazoa; Chordata; Actinopteri; Perciformes; Gasterosteidae
Product: putative ribonuclease ZC3H12C
Cellular component (GO): nucleus; cytoplasmic ribonucleoprotein granule
Molecular function (GO): RNA endonuclease activity; metal ion binding; mRNA binding
Source: RefSeq, a predicted model, not a curated record